Messenger RNA from Mesorhabditis belari, 3429 nucleotides. Lineage: Eukaryota; Metazoa; Nematoda; Chromadorea; Rhabditida; Rhabditidae. The record is from the annotation of a GenBank genome assembly.
AUGGUGGAGAACGAUGAGGAUCGACCGCCAACCCCACCCGAGGUUUAUCAGGAAAAGAUGUGUGGCGGGUUGGCGAUUCCCGCAUCAUCCCCGUCAAUCCCACUUCUUCCAAAUGAUGACCUUCGCAACAAUCAUUUUCUUCCCUCAUUUCAUCCAUCCGAUCAACUGAAUCAUCAUGAGUUCAUGCACAACAAUCGAAUCAAUCAACACCAUAUUGAUACACUGGAAAAUGAGUGUACAAGGCUAGAAGAACAGUUGCGGAUUGAGAGGGAAGAAAAAAGGAGGAUUCAAAUGGAAGCACAGGAUGAGCUCACCCGUGAGAUUUCCCAAGCCGAAGACAUUUGGAUUGGAAAGCUGAAGAUAGCGAUGGAAGAGAGAGAUCUUCUGAAACAGAAAGCCCUUGUGCUUGAGGAACAACUCGAUGGAUCGAGAGCUGAUACGAAUAGAGCGGUUGCCUAUCGAAUCGAAUUGGAGGACAGUCGGCAACGAUUGCAGACACAAUAUGAUUCACUGUUGAGAGAUUAUGAUGAGACGAUGCUCGAGAGGAGUCAUGUUCUCGAGGAGAACAACCGUUUGGCUGAGGAGAGGGAUCGGUUAAAGCAAAAUCUGAAAAAUAUAAAUGGGCUGAUGCAAGGACAACAAUCGUCCAAGAAUGACACCCAAAUACAACAGUUGCAGACGAAACUCGAUCACACUCGGCGUUUGUUGCAAUUGAACAUGCAAGAAUCGGCGGCAGCAAACGUGCGAAGAGGAGAAACGAUUGAAGAGAUUGGAAGACUCAAGAGAAGAAUCGAUGCGCUCUGUGUGGAAAAAGAGGAUUUAUGCGCUCGCUUGUUGACGGCGGAAGCGGAGAGGGAAUCGGUGGCUGACAUUUGGACAAGUCACGCUGUAGAUAUUACAAUGCCAUUCCCAAAAACGAAUCUCGGAAUCAUAUUGGCGGGUGGUUCGACUCCGAUCUACGUGAAAGAAGUUCAUCCCGGCUCUCCGCUUGAGCACUCGAUAAGACGAUUCGAUCACAUUGUCUUGGUGAAUGAGAUCGAUGUGACGGACAUGGACAUUCGAUCUAUUUACGAUAUUUUGAGGAAUAGUCAUCAUCUAAAAAUGGUGAUCAGACGCCGGGCGAACAUGCACCAAAUACAAGAGGUCGUCAUUGCCGGACAUUCGGAUAUCGGCUUGGAAUUGGCCAAUGGAGUCUUCGUGAAUCGGGUUGAGCCUGGAUCGGCAACGGAUCGAGCUAAAUUGAGUGUCGGUGAUCGAGUGAUUUUCGUGAACGGAGUCCCGGUGGGCGAUGCAAGGCAAGCCGAGGAGCUACUCAAGAGCACAAACGGAGUGGCUCGUUUGGGUGUCUUGUUGGGCCGACCUCGAGAGCAAUCUCGAUCCACUGCCUCGACGGAAAAGUCUUCAAAAUCCGUUUUUUCGAAGGUGCACGAGAAGUUAUUUGGCGGUAGAGCUCCGACCAAAACGCGAGACAUCAUCGCCACGGCGAAUAUCGAUCCUGAUACGCCUGGUGAUUUCAUGCGCCACGGAUCGCUGCGCGUCCCAGCUCCGUCACCCCGUCAACAGCAAUUGAUUAGAACUGGAUCAUUGAGAGCUCCAUCCGGUGUGGGUCUGCAAAAGGAGUUGGUCGGGAAAAUGGAUCAAUUCCGGCACUCGGUCGCCUCGUCGCCCGUUCACCCAUCCACCGGAUCAACAUGGCCAAAAUUGAUAGAUCCAACGUCGGGUUUUCGUAAGCCGCUUCCCUCAAGACCGAGCGUUUUCCCGGUUUUCCCACCGCCCGCAAGCCCAGCCACCACCACAAAACAGAGUUGCCAAACCUGUUCCUGCACUUCUCCAUCUCCAUUCCCGGCUUCAACCUCAUCAAUCGAUUCUCCUCGAUUGGCCUCUUCCACUCCGCGCCCUUCUGCCUCCACUCAUGGGCAUCGAGUCAGCGCUAAUUUUAGCGGCGCUCUCCCCCAGCCUCCACCCUAUCCUGGUCGCCGUCUCGAUGCCUCACUCUCCUCAAUUCUUUCUUCAUCCAAUUCAGUUCCCCAUCCGUCAACCUCAUCUGUCAAUUAUCAAAUCAAUAACUCGCCAAGUGAGACCGUUCUCUCCGAGUAUGCGUCGGAGGCGAUUCGACGGUUGACAAGGAGUCGAGAUAGUGAAUUUGAGCCCGGUGACAUAAGCUUGGAAAGGCAUCCAGUGAGACAAAAGAAACACAUGGAUGAGGUCGUCUUUCAGCCAUCGAAAGAUCGAUUCGAGCAAGAGACCGAUGAUGCGUUCCCUGUGGGCAUAUUUCCGCGAUGGGUGCAGGUUCCUCGACGAAAUGUGCGUAUUUGCGGAGGGAAUCUUUGUGGAAUCGUGGCCGAUUGUAAUGUGGUGAAUCCACAAAAUCCGGAUAAUACGAUCUAUGCGGGAGAUCUCAUUUUGGAGGUUGACGGAAUGGAUGUGAGAACGGCAACACUCGAGAUUGCGACUGCUUAUUUAACUGAGGGUACAUCCGAAUUGGUUGGUCUUUUCGUGGAUGGUGGUGGUGAUCGAUUGGAGAAGAUUCGAGCUGGAACUGAUGGCGAUGGAUUUUACGUGAGAAUCAACGUUGAUCGAAUUGGUGAGAAUGGAGACGAGUUGGAUAUCAAAGCUGGAGAGAUUGUCUACGUGGACAACACUCUCUUCAUGGGGCAAAAGGGGCGGUGGAGAGCGUGGAAAGUUGACAGAGAAGGACGUCAGCGCCAGUGCGGAAUCAUCCCGUCAGCCGAGUUGGUGCACCGAGAUCGAGGCAGACAAAAGGGACGCUACAACGCGCCAAAGCUCACCCGUGGCACUCCGUCACUAUUGGGCGCGGUGAGAGCCGUUUACGAGCGAGUGGAACGGGUGGCCGCGUCGGAGAAGCGACCGAUUCUCCUCGUUGGCCCGUACACGGCCCCAUUCACUCAGACACUCCUUGACGAUGCACCAAACAAAUUUACCCAAUGCGUGGCCGAGUGUCGCGCUCUCUCUCAGUCCGAAGUGGAGCGAAUGCUGGCCGCGGGGGAAAUUAUAGAAGCGCGACGUCGCGAUCAGCUCUUCGACGUUGUAUCGGUGGCGGCCUUGCAACAACAGAUCGAUCAGGGAAUGCACUGUCUUAUCGACGUUUCCCCGUCGGCGAUCAAUCGUCUCCACGCGUUGCGCAUCUACCCGAUCGUCAUUCAGAUAAAAUUCAAGAACUCGAAACAAAUCAAAGAGCUAUGCGACGAGAACGGGGAGAAGAUUCAGUCGAAAGCGGCGAAGGAAUGGUUGGAGAGAGGGCAAAAUGAGGAGAGAUUACUAGAGGCUCUCGAUUGUCAUCAAGCCACCGUUCUUGUUUCUCCACAUCACGCCGUUCGCACUCUCGUGAAGCACGUCUGUCAACAAGUUGUCGCCCAUGUGGAACACGAACAGCGGAAAACCCUUUGGGUGGCCUCACUUGCUCAUCUU